Torulaspora globosa is the source of this 1089-nucleotide messenger RNA. RefSeq names its product protein-degrading AAA family ATPase MSP1 (gene MSP1). The transcript has a single exon. NCBI's taxonomy places the organism in Eukaryota, Fungi, Ascomycota, Saccharomycetes, Saccharomycetales, Saccharomycetaceae. Gene Ontology annotation, molecular function: ATP hydrolysis activity; ATP binding. Gene Ontology annotation, cellular component: mitochondrial outer membrane. The record is from RefSeq and is a predicted model, not a curated record. Bases 1 to 1089 code for a protein of 362 amino acids.
AUGUCGCGGAAAUUUGAUUUAAAGACGAUUGCCGACCUUUCUGUGCUUAUUGGAACAGGUAUAUCGCUAUACUAUUUGGUGAACAGGCUGCUUAACGAUGUAGAAGCAGGGCCCAUGUCUGGUAGAUCAAAGGAAUCCAAGAGCAGACAAUUAUCACAAUGGCAGAAGCUGAUUGACAAGAAUCCAGAACUGGCUAAGGUGGAGUUGAGUACCUAUGAAAAAAGCGUGCUUUCCUCUGUGGUUACCGCAGACGAACUGGCAGUGACCUUUAAGGACAUCGGUGGGCUGGAUUCUAUCAUUGCUGAUUUGCAUGAAAGCGUAGUGUAUCCGCUGAUGAUGCCUGAAGUGUACGAAAACAAUCCUUUACUGCAGGCUCCGAGCGGCGUGCUACUGUAUGGUCCGCCAGGAUGUGGUAAAACCAUGCUUGCCAAAGCUUUAGCAAACGAGAGUGGUGCCAAUUUCAUAUCGAUAAGAAUGUCCUCGGUAAUGGAUAAAUGGUAUGGUGAGUCGAACAAAAUCAUCGAUGCUAUGUUUUCCCUGGCGAGGAAGAUUCAGCCUUGCAUGAUAUUCAUCGAUGAGAUAGACUCCUUUCUGAGAGAGCGUGCUUCAAGUGAUCAUGAAGUGACCGCUAUGCUCAAGGCAGAAUUCAUGACUCUGUGGGAUGGACUGUUAACCAGUGGCCGUGUGAUGAUCGUCGGGGCCACAAAUCGCAUAAACGAUAUCGACGGGGCAUUUCUGCGGAGGCUUCCAAAGAGGUUUCUUAUCCCCCUACCGGGGAGAGACGAGCGCCUUAAGAUUCUAAAGGUGUUGUUGAAAGAUACCAAGACGGACGAUGGGCUUUUCAGCAUAGAGACCAUUGCUGCUCACACUAAUGGUCUAUCAGGCUCGGAUCUGAAAGAGAUCUGCAGAGAGGCAGCACUGAAUGCUGCAAAGGAGUACAUCAAGCUCAAGAGAGAGUACAUGAGCCAAAAUAGCGAAAAAAAUCCUCAAGAUUUUCCUGUACAGAUGAGGCCUCUUAGAACGUCGGACUUCAACGGAUUGCUAAAACUGGAUGCGCAGCAACCGCUCCAAUCCAUGUCGUUGGAUUAG